AUGCAUAAAUUUAUAGUAAAAAAAAGAAAACUUGAAGAUGGUGUACCAUUGAAUAGUAGCAUCGAAAAGAAGGAUGAUCAUGUUGCAAGUACAAGUGUUGUAAGUAAAGUGGUGCAGGAAAACAAACAACCUACUCCUAUUUUAGUCCGUAAGUACCUUGAUAACUAUUUGAACUUUGGUUUUACAUUUAAUGGUCCUGAAAACCGUCCUGUACCACAAUGUAUCGUGUGUGGAGAAAAACUCAGCAACGAAUCCAUGGUCCCUAGUAAACUGAAAAGGCAUUUAAGUAGUAAACAUAGCCAUGUGUAG
This is a messenger RNA of Macrosiphum euphorbiae (potato aphid), 309 nucleotides long. The record is from the annotation of a GenBank genome assembly. Lineage: Eukaryota; Metazoa; Arthropoda; Insecta; Hemiptera; Aphididae.